GCAGCUUCCUCGUCGGAUCGUAAAACAGCAACAGUGCCGUUGUAUCUGAUGGAUCACGACGAAAGCUCCAUGCAGUCACAGUAAGUCGUGUCGCGGGUCUCAAUGGUCGUCUUACUUUGUCGUAUCAUACCCUUUGAUCACGAUCAAGAUCUUCAUCCUAUGCCGCCAUAUCAGAGAAAGUUUUCUGCUAGUGAGGGCACCAAGCGCAAGCCAGUAGGUGCCGUGAGUAAAAAUCCGAAGUAAGCCUUUCAAGCAUCGACCUUCCGACAUUAACCAAGAUGCCGACCCCAGAUUUUCUCGCCGACAUAGAGCCUCUGCGACACAUGAUGUUGGGGUUGGCCCACACACCACCACCGCAUUCGAUGAACCAUGACUUCGGGCAUGUGCAAGACCCUCUGCUGUGCGCGCACGAUCUCGGGCAGUCUUGCUCCUCUACCGCGUUCGCUGCAAUAGGAGCAAGAGAACAAUCCGAACUACCAGGAGGGUCAACACAGCUUGCAGCGCCGACAGUUCUAUCUGCAUCUUCACCUGUUUCUUUAUCAGGGAUUCAUAAAGCGGGCGACUUUAAUAUUAUCAGUGGCAUGACGGAGAACCACACCACUCGCACUCAAGUUCCGUCUUCGUUUCUCGAGGUCCCAGAGCCGGACGGGACACUUCUACCGGCGUGGAAAAUGUUUCCGGCAAAAACCGCCGCGGCCGUCGGACCUUUCGUCCCCGCAGCGACGACGGUGACGGCGGCGGAAAAAACGGCGAUCCCGCUUUUGCUCGCGUCCUCAUUUCUGGUCUCCGCCGGGUCGUCGUGCAUCUCGUCUUCCUCCGGGAGAACCGGUGCUCGUCUUCUGGCACCAGAAAACUACUACGCAGCGUCUGUGUCAUCUGGGAGUGCGUCGGAACAAGAGGAUCUUGUUCACGAAGUGUUUCGUGAUCAAAACGGUUGUAGUAAAAAUGCCUGUUCUGUACAGAGUCCAUGUCGUGGACAAGGAAAGACAACACCCACGACCAGGUGGACCUCUUUUGCCACCUCCAGUCCGCACGACGCGCCCGGCGCCGUUCCCAACGAGCUUUCCACUCCCGGGACAACCCAAGUGCCAGGCGUCCCUUCUGCAGCAGAUACCCACCAGAGUGAACGAUGCUGUGUGGGGAGCACGCGGAACCACUACAAGCCCUGUCCACGGGGGUUCGAGGAGGCGGGCGAGGCGAGGUGCCGGCCGCAAGUAGGCGUGUACGAAGGCCCGUGCCAGGAAGUGCAGGACUUUCACGGAUUUAACUCGGCCAUGUAUCGGGCCUGGGAAGAAAGGUGCGAAGCACGCUUCUUGUGAAAAUGGUGCACCAUAUUGAUGGCCUCUAAUUCUUAGAAUGCUGUGAACAACAAAAGCCACAAAGUGGGUUGAAUUACGGUCAAACGAAAUCGUCGGACGCACUCUGUUGAAAUCGCGAAGGUGUAGACAGGAGAGCACCACAGAGUCACACACAUGCUUCACAUUUCAAGCAGCUUCG
This is a messenger RNA of Amoebophrya sp. A120, 1497 nucleotides long. NCBI's taxonomy places the organism in Eukaryota, Dinophyceae, Syndiniales, Amoebophryaceae. The record is from the annotation of a GenBank genome assembly.